AUGGCUAGUGUUAGCUACUAUUCUGCUUCAAAAUUGGAACCAAAUGUUCAACAAGUCAACUUUGAAGAAAUGGCUAUGCAGCAGCUUUCUCCGGAGCUUCUUUUUGAUUUCAACUAUGAUGUUGAACAGAGCUUUUACAAUGAAAAUCAAGAUCAUGAUUGUUAUUUUGAUCCAGAUGAGUUUCUUUUACCAAUUGAAAUGAAUAACAAUUCUUGUUUCAUGCCAGAGUAUUCUGUUUUUGAGAAACAGCAAAAGGUCUUUCAAGAUAACUGUCCGUCCACUCAUAAUUCUUGUUUCAUUCCAGAGUACUCUAUUUAUGAGAACACCCCAAAACGUCAAAAGAUUUUUCAAGACAACUGUCUUCCAAAUAGUAAUAUAAUAAUACCGUCCACUCACAAUUCUUGUUUCUUAUCAGAAUACUCUGUUUAUGAGAGUACCCCAAAACGACAAGAGGUCUUUCAAGACAACUUCCUUCCUCCUCAUGGUUUGUUCAAUGAGGGGUUCGUGCCAAAUUCUCCAAUCUUUCAAGAUUUUGCCUCGUAUUUGCUUUCAGAAAUUCCUAUGCCUGUUUUUAGUACCAAGUGCAGCAAUAAUGCUGGAGUUGUCGCGAAGACAGGUGGUGGGAAAUUGAUACCUGGUGGACACAGAAUGAAUACUGCUGAAAUGUUUCAAGCUACUUUCAAGUAUAUUAAGUUCUUGCAAGCACAAGCUGCACUUCUUCAAUUCAUGGGAACAUAUCAGGAGAAUGAGAAAUCAUUUGAAACAUCAGAUUUGCACAAAUUUGUUGGAUCUUCCUUGAUCCAAGAGAAGUUGUAUUCAAGUGAAAAAUGCUUAGUUCCAAAAGUGUUACUUGAAGCACUAGAGAAUAAUCAAGAAAUUCAAAAUUCACAAGUCCUUGAGGAAGUCAAGUCUUUGAUUAAAUGA
Messenger RNA from Solanum dulcamara, 924 nucleotides. RefSeq names its product transcription factor bHLH53-like. NCBI's taxonomy places the organism in Eukaryota, Viridiplantae, Streptophyta, Magnoliopsida, Solanales, Solanaceae. The coding region runs from base 1 to 924 and encodes 307 amino acids. The record is from RefSeq and is a predicted model, not a curated record. The transcript is spliced from 3 exons.